CUAGAAGCGCGCCAGUGCCUUGUGGCUGACAGCAGUUAGUGAGCCACACGGUUAGUGAAUGCAUUUAGGACAAUCCCUUUCUCAUUUAUUGAAUUUAUACGAUGUCUUCGCUUCUUAAGGUGGACAAUGAGAUCAAAACAAAGGUUGAUGCUUUCAGGGAACGAAUAACGGCAGAGGCUGAAGACCUUGUGGCAAACUUUUUCCCUAAAAAGUUGUUAGAGCUGGAUCAGUUUUUGAAGGAUCCCACAAUUAAUAUCCGUGAGCUGAAAGAAAUUCAUUCAGAUAUCAACUUAACGGUGCCAGACCCAAUUCUUCUUACAGACAUCCAUGACGGGCUUGAGGGGCAAAAUACCAAAAAGAGGAAACUUGAAGAUGGUGCAGGAGAAGACAAAGUUGGCGGGACCAAGGUCUUUGUCAUGCCUGGUGGAAUGAUGAAAAGCAAUGGCAAGCUGGUAGACCUAAUUGAAAAAGUGAAGCCUGAAAUCAGAACUCUCAUAGAAAAGUGCAACACAGUCAAGAUGUGGGUUCAGUUGUUAAUCCCAAGAAUAGAAGAUGGCAACAAUUUUGGUGUCUCAAUUCAGGAGGAGACCGUUGCUGAACUCAGAACAGUGGAAGGUGAAGCAGCAUCUUACUUGGACCAGAUAUCCAGAUACUACAUCACGAGGGCAAAGCUGGUUUCCAAAAUAGCAAAAUACCCUCAUGUUGAGGAUUAUCGUCGCACAGUGACAGAAAUUGAUGAAAAAGAAUACAUCAGUCUCAAGAUUAUAGUGUCAGAACUCAGAAAUCAAUAUGUAACAUUACAUGACAUGAUCCUGAAGAACAUUGAGAAGAUAAAGAGGCCGAGGAGCAGCAAUACAGAUGCUCUGUACUGAGACAAACUUCUCCUUUCAUUCUUGGCCCCUUAUUCCACCCUCUGGAGCCUUCAGCUGGUUCUAAAGCAGUCCUGUCAUCCAUUAAAACCAGGCCAAGAGAGUCCUGCUCAAACAGGCCUGAUAGAAUAUGCCACUGAAGCUAGUACUGGAAAAAUAUGGUCACUUAUUUUAAACCCUUUAAAAUUAAGCCCUUUUUGAUGAUUUAUUUUUUUUUUCUUAGCAGACAGUUUUAAUGUAUUAAGGCAGAGCCUGAACUUGCAUCCCAAGGAAACUGUCUCAAAUGUAUUUUUCUUAAUUUAAAGAAAAAUUUCAAAAGUGGGUAUCAUUUAUUUUCUUUGCAAAGCCAAAUUCCAUGUCAUUCUGUUUUUGAAGAAAUCCUGUACUUUUUUUUUUCUGAGCCUCUAUGGUAAAGUGAUGUCAGUUUCUCCAAUCGAGAAGCUUUUAUUGAUGCUGUAUUUCACUCAAGCAGUUUACAUUGUUCAUCUGAAAUGUGCGUGUAGGCUAAAGUGGAAGGAAGGCAGUUUAUGUGCAAGAUUUUAUUUGGAAUGUGAGCUGACAGUUGUUACGUGUUGGAAUACAUAUGGUAUUUUCCUUAAUUACAGAUUCAUUAAAUUCUGAGAGCUUUUUCUGGUUCUUUUUGUCCAGUUUUAAGAGCGAUACAUUUUGCGGAAUAAACUAUUGUUUUUACAAUACAUUUAAGGCACUUCUUUAACUGAUGUCCUUGCUUUUUAUUUUCCAAUGCUUUGAAAAUAUACCCAUUCAAAUAUUGCCCAUGUAUACAAGGUGAAAUUUGACCCAACAGAAAAAUACUUAAAUUAGAAGUGGACUGUUUCAACAUGUCAUUUUAUUAUAGCAUACUGCAAACUGGUUUACCUCAAUAGAGUGCUGAAUUGGCUAGAAGUACACUCAAAUGCAGAGUCAAGAGGAAAAUGCCUCUCAACAUACUAAAUAACAACCAGUAGAUGGCUCUUUAAGACGUUUCCAUUUUCUCUACUGUGCAUGAGAACUUAAUACAAUAAUUUGAGCUGGCUGAAAUACAGCACAUAGUGUACAAUGUGGCUAUAAUCAAGGUGAUUAUAUAAAAAAGAAUUCAGUAAGUGAAAAGAUGGUAUUAAGCUAAAGGGUUAUUGAACAAAUUUGUUAAACAGAAGCAAGCCUCCCCAAAAUACUCUUUAUUUUGCAGCUAAUUCUGCACAAUUUUUUGUGGAUCAAUGAUCGUCUACCUUUUUCACCCCUCAUGAGUUUGUAUCCCUGUAAUUUGUUGUAGCAUUGCCAGAACAAAUCUACAAAUUAGAAAAGAAGCAAAUUAGUUGUUUUUUCAUUACCCAUUUAGUGCUCUUGCCACCUGUGACCUCACACAGCCUACCUAUGUGACCUUUUAUUUUAGUCGUAAAAAGUGUAGCGUGGCAGAAAAAAGGUUGGGAAACACUGAUCUACAUCUAUA
Messenger RNA from Xyrauchen texanus (razorback sucker), 2316 nucleotides. It is a transcript of the gene psme3, whose product is annotated as proteasome activator subunit 3. The transcript is spliced from 11 exons. Gene Ontology annotation, cellular component: proteasome activator complex; nucleoplasm; cytoplasm. Bases 102 to 872 code for a protein of 256 amino acids. Gene Ontology annotation, molecular function: endopeptidase activator activity. Lineage: Eukaryota; Metazoa; Chordata; Actinopteri; Cypriniformes; Catostomidae. Gene Ontology annotation, biological process: regulation of proteasomal protein catabolic process; positive regulation of endopeptidase activity; regulation of G1/S transition of mitotic cell cycle. The record is from RefSeq and is a predicted model, not a curated record.